UCUUAAUCUACGCACACGUCUUCGCGUAUCGUGCGCAUACGAGCGGUUUUAUUUUGCGGCUUUAUUGUUGUUAAACUCAAUAUUAAUUGCAGCUUGUACAAUAAAGUGUCAACCAUUCGUUAUCAUCAGUACUAAUUGACUUUUAAUUUUUAUUCAGCUUACUGAUUACAUUUGUCAACAAUAGUGUUUGUAUGGAAACUUCUUAUGUGUAAAGUGUAGUCUGUCUUCAAUUGUGUUAUCAGUUACUUGUCUUAAUUGCUUGGUAAAGUUAGUAGGAUCAUGUACGAAGUAAAAGAUAAAGUUGUUUUGGUGACUGGUGGAGCGGCUGGAAUUGGAGCUGGUGUCGUUCAAGCAUUUUUAGAGGAAAAUGCGAAACAUGUUGCGGCUUUAGACGUCGAUGUGUCCAACGGACAAGCAUUAGAAAGAGAAAUGACUGCUAAAUACGGUCCUGGGAAGAUUAAAUUUUACAAAUGCGAUGUUACCACAAAUGAUCUUGAAGCUGCCUACGAAAGCAUUCUUAAUGAAUAUGGAUACAUAGAUGUUGUCGUCAACAAUGCCGGUAUUAUGAACGAUCGGCCGAACGUUUACUUGAAAGAAAUUACUAUCAAUGUGUCGGCAUUGAUAACAAGCUCAUUGAAAGCGUAUAAUAUAAUGCGCAAAGACCACGGAGGGAAAGGUGGUGCUAUCAUCAAUAUUUCAUCCAUCGUGGGGCUGUUUCAAGCAUCCCUACUCCCAAUUUAUGCGGCAACGAAGAGCGCAGUUUUACAAUUCAGCAAUUGCCUUGGAAUGGAGCCUCAUUACUCUGUCUCCGGGGUUCGAGUGAUAACGUUAUGUUUCGGCUGCACGGACACCACUCUCUUCAGCCUCACUAAAUUGGGAGCAUUUGACAAGGAAACCGACUUGCUCUUGGAAAACAGUUUGGGAGUGUUACCAAUGCAAAAGCCAGAAUCUGCCGUAAAAGGUUUGAUGGAUGCGUACAAGACUGGGGCUAGCGCCAGUACAUGGCUGAUAACCAGUGAUAAACCAGCUGAAGAUAUCUCGGAGAAUGUUAAGAAGGCCUACAGUAUUAUGAGCCAAGGCGUAUUUUCUUAGUAUAUUUUAAGCGAUUUCUGAUUUUUAUAUGUAGCUAAGUAAGAAGUGGCAAGUGAGAAAUUGUCUUAAAAAGGACAUAAUAUAUUCGUGUUAUUUUUGUUUAUUAUUAAGUAUUAUUAAAUAACAUUUUUAAGGUGAAUUUUUUAUGACUAAAUAUUUUAGUCAAUACUAAAAAUUACAAUAUUCACAGAAUUCCAAAGACCGAUGACAAAUAAAAAACACGUGAUGCAGUAAA
Molecule: messenger RNA, 1327 nt
Organism: Manduca sexta (tobacco hornworm)
Lineage: Eukaryota; Metazoa; Arthropoda; Insecta; Lepidoptera; Sphingidae
Product: 15-hydroxyprostaglandin dehydrogenase [NAD(+)]-like
Exons: 5
Coding region: 280-1092 (270 amino acids)
Cellular component (GO): cytoplasm
Molecular function (GO): oxidoreductase activity, acting on the CH-OH group of donors, NAD or NADP as acceptor
Source: RefSeq, a predicted model, not a curated record